AUGAUUAUCAGGACACCGACUAGAACGAAGACUAAAUCAUUCAAAGGGGAUCAAAUGGAUUUCAAGUUUCCCUCCAAUGAGAGUAUACACAGUGGUUCCAAGUCAAUUGAUUUGAAUAACCACUACCUGCUGAACGAAUCCCUUGGUUCUCAGGGCAAAUCAGCGAAAGUGGAGGGCGGCCUUACUGUCAGUUCACCCAUUUUAUCAGAUUACACGACAGGGUCAAAUACAAACACAAACGCAGUAUCCAACUCUUCCAAUGGGUACUACUUAUUUGCGAACAUAUCAGAUAAUACCACUUCGCCAACUUUCUUCCAAGAGCAGGCUCACGGAGAGGGUACUUCCUCGACGCACUCCGAUACGGUGUCCCUCCUACACCUCAAUAGACCAGAAAAAUCUGCUACGGUGUCCCCCGAGAACAAGAGAAUCUCUCUAAGCCACCAGAACACCAUUAUGAGCUCCAUCCCUGAGAACUCGAUACCGAACAAAACUAAUACCUCCAUAGCUCCGGCAAGUAAUGUCUCCUACGAUAUUAUAUCGUCGAGAACAAUGUCCCACAAUAAUAUUAUUCUUCCCUCGUCAUCCUCCUCGUCCUCGAUGAGUACAGCUUACUCUAGGGGCUCCCUAAGGAAAGGUGUCCCCUCCGUCAAGAGGACAGCAUUGCAUUUAUACAGGAAACCUAGCAUGAAGAGAGUGGAUUCGGUGCGGUUCCCCUCAGAUUCGACAAAUGGACAUAGUAUGGGGGGUGUUCGCAAAGUGACAAAGAACGUGGCCCCCCUAGAUGAGGAUAAACCAUUGAUCAGCAGUCCCUCUCAAUUGAAGAGACCGACGAGGCCGUUGAAGAGGUCUAAUGCGGUAAAAUGUAAAGGUGGGUUACUACGGUACUUCGAGUUGCUAGGGAUCAGAAUCAAGAAAAGUUUGAACAAGUUACGGAUUAUAGUACGGAGGAAGCUGUUUUCAUACAAUAGGUCCUCCAGCGUCCCCUCAAGUACGAAGCCUAGGGGCAAGAAACUUGCCGAGAAGAAGGCGAAGAAAAGUGCCGCGGGGGCAAGUUCAAAGAAGCUGGAUGAACUCAAGAAGCAAAAUAGUGUGCCUUAUACACCCUCUAGAAGGGCAUCCUCCUCAGGGGAUGUCGGCUAUGUCUCCAAAUUGAAAAGAUCUGCCUCUCAAAGAAUGUUGAAACAGUUACCGGUCACCCCCAAUUUGGACGAUGAGCCUAAGCUACCAGAGGGGACAGUUCCAGCGAAGAGUAACACUCUGAGAAGAACCAACUCCAGCAUUAGAAGGGCCGCAUCUAUUUUGACCGCCUCAUCCCCCUCUACGGCGCCCUACCAGCCUUCAAAUCCUAAUCUCAGAAACUCGUACAUGGACCACUCCAACGGGUCUGGUUUCACUGGCCGCAGUUCUCACUUGGUAAAAUCCGCCGGUUCCAAAUCGCUGAAUCUACUGGCUAGACAGCAAUCAAUUGUGGUGAAGAAUAAAGUGAUCCCCUUGACGAUGAACCGGUACCCCUCCGCAGACAAGAGUGAGAAGCCGCACAACGACUUCGAAGCGGAGCACGAUUUUGCACCCAUCCAGGAGGAGGAGGAGAACGACACCCGUUCCGUCUCCAGUAUGGGGUCCUCAAUCUUCACCGAUGUAAAGACUCACGUGGACGAGCCACAAGCGAGCGAGACGGUAGAUGAACAAGAUCUCUCUCAGAUGAAGUCGGAGAUGGUAGGGAUGUUGAGCGAGUACUUGACCCAGAUCAUCUACAAGAGAAUUGCCGCAAGAAUACAGGAGGUCCAGUGGGAUAACUCCCGCGCGGCUGAACAAGCGGGCGAGCUGCCCUACGGGAAAUUCUUGGACAACUUACUCAGCGACUACGAGGACAGCGAAGAUUUCGACUCGGACGCCAGUUCAUACACCACCGUAUCUACAGGAUCCGACACUGUAUCUACAGGAUCCGACUACGAGGAGAGCAAGUUGUAUACUGUCCCUGAAACAGCGAUGCCCGAAUUGACCUCAGCCGUUCUUGCAUCGAAACCGCUGUUCGGCAGAUACCAAGACACGCUACUGCACUCGUCUGCCGUUGCAGCAUCGGUCCACAGGUCCUUGACACUACCCGUAGGGUUAACCAUCUGA
Messenger RNA from Huiozyma naganishii CBS 8797, 2124 nucleotides. RefSeq names its product Aim44p (gene AIM44). Bases 1 to 2124 code for a protein of 707 amino acids. The transcript has a single exon. NCBI's taxonomy places the organism in Eukaryota, Fungi, Ascomycota, Saccharomycetes, Saccharomycetales, Saccharomycetaceae. The record is from RefSeq and is a predicted model, not a curated record.